AUGGAUGCAUGGACAGCACAACUUCGAAAAUGGCCUAUGUUAUCAGUACUUGUAUUUGGUCAGAUAAGUAAUACAUUAAGUGUUCUUGUACUUGCACGACCAAAACUACGAAAAAAUACAUGUUCACUUUAUUUAAUUGGAGCAAGCAUUAGCAAUACUAUAUGUAGUUUUGUUAGUAUUUUUUAUUCUGUUUUAAGUAGUGGAUUUGGAUAUUCACUAAUAUCACAAUACCGUGUAUUAUGUAAGUUUUUACCUUAUAUGUAUUAUUCAACAUUAUUUUUGGGUUCAUGGUUUAUUCUUCUUGCAUGUAUUGAUCGAUAUUGUUCAACACAUACACGAGCUACAAUUCGUCAAUUUAGUCAUAUAAAAACAGCUAGAUGGCUUUUAAUAUUUAUACCAUUACUUUGUUUUAUUGCACAUAUACAUAUUUUAGUGUAUAUAGAUUGGAUACAAAUCAAUCGGUGUAGUUUUAUUUCAUUUAAUUUUCUUCUUUUCUUCUAUAUUUACUAUGUUGUUCUCUAUGCAUUUAUGAUACCAAUUUUAUAUAUGAUUUUUGCUGUUCUAACCAUAUAUAAUGUUCGAAAAACAAAGAAAAGUGUAUCUCUUGUUAUGAAAAGAAUUGGAACCAUGAUACAACCACAAAAACGACAACAGAUGAUUAAUGCUCAACUUCUUCGAAUGCUUCUUGUACAGGUUAUAUCAUUUGUUAUAUUAACGAUGCCUCUUGCAUCAUACAAUGUCUAUCAAGGUAUUACUGCUUAUGUGCCAAAAUCAGAUUUAAGAAAAAGUAUAGAAAGGCUUAUAUCAGUUAAUUCUCAACUUUUAACUUAUAUCAAUAUUGGUUCUACAUGUGUUAUUUAUACGAUUACUGCACGACUUUUUCGUGAAGAACUUCAAGCACUUUUCCGCUGUCAAUGGUUUAAAAAUGCUGUCAGACGACAACAACAACCAUCUUAUUUAUUUUCUAUCACCCGACGUAUUGCUCCUGUUCAAUAA
Messenger RNA from Adineta steineri, 996 nucleotides. NCBI's taxonomy places the organism in Eukaryota, Metazoa, Rotifera, Eurotatoria, Adinetida, Adinetidae. The record is from the annotation of a GenBank genome assembly.